Molecule: messenger RNA, 3837 nt
Organism: Colletes gigas
Lineage: Eukaryota; Metazoa; Arthropoda; Insecta; Hymenoptera; Colletidae
Product: ATP-binding cassette sub-family G member 4-like
Exons: 2
Coding region: 842-2638 (598 amino acids)
Cellular component (GO): plasma membrane
Molecular function (GO): ATP hydrolysis activity; ABC-type transporter activity; ATP binding
Source: RefSeq, a predicted model, not a curated record
GCGAAUUGCAUUCUGUUGCGCGCGGUGUCUUCGAGCUGGCACGCGAGCCCUCGGUUCCGCGAUCGAUCGUUCGCAGUUCUGGAUAGAUCCUCGGUGACGAUAGUUUCCGCUUCGAAAAGUUCGCGCGAGUUCCGUGGACCGUGUUCAAAGAGCGCCGCUUAAUUUUCGGCCAACGACGGAUGGCUCAAACGAUCGAUGCUUCUCGAGCAAUUUAUCAUUGGGAUUUCAAUUUUGUACGACACGUUAUCUCGAGAAACGCCAAAGGAGCCUGAGGCUCGUCGCAACUGAGGUCAGGAACAAAAAAGACAACGGAGGCAGAUGUACAGAGAAGAUCAUCCAUCGCUGUGUCGGAAGAGGGAAUAGAUCAACGGCAAGAUGCUGUCGAGUUUCUCGUCUGGAAGAAUAUUAGGCGUCAACGUGACGGGUGCGUAAACGACCACAGCCAAUGGACGGCCGAUAAACGCGAGGAAGACGACUCCAAGAACGCUUGACCUGGAACAACAGUCUAGCCGCGAUUAUCCGCGGAGGAUGUUCGAGGAUCAAAGACAUGCGAGUUGAAACGAUCGAAGAUUCUACCUAUCGAAGCACGGCCCCUUCGGAAUCCCAGAUAAAACAGAUAUCGUCGACGAUCGUCUGCGAAAGUGACGACCAAUGAAUCCGCUCGACGCUAGCUGACCCAGUUUAGAGGCUACACAGGAACUGUAAGCGGUCGGACGAUAAGAGGACGCGCAGAUAACGCUUAAUUUACGCGACGUCUCGGCAAAGAGAGAAAGAGGAAACGAAACAAGUAGAAAUCAAGCGAAAACUGAGAUCUUUAGGUCGGACAGUUCACUGGGUCGAAAUGUAUCCGCGAGUGGUGCUGGUGAGCCUUCCGCAGGCGUCGAGCAUCGACAUCGAGUUCUCCAAUAUUAGCUACGAGGCCCGCGAAGGGUUUCUAAGUCCUCCCAAGAAGAUCCUCAAAGGAAUCAGCGGUACGUUCAAGGCCGGAGAGCUGACGGCCAUCAUGGGCCCUUCCGGCGCUGGUAAAUCGACGCUGCUGAACAUUCUGACGGGUUUCGAGCGCGACAAGUGGAACGGCGCGAUCGAUUACAUCGGCAAGGAGGGUAAGCACACCUGGAAGGAGUACAGGAAACAAUCGUGUUACAUUCAGCAGGACGACAAGCUGCAUCCCCUGUUCACCGUACUGGAAGCGAUGAGGAUGGCGGUCUGUCUGAAGAUCGGCAGCAGUCUGAGUCGAAAGGCCCAGGAGAUGCUGAUCGACGACGUUCUGGACAAUUUGGAUCUCAGCAAGACGAAGGAGACCAAGUGCAGCCAGCUGAGCGGGGGCCAGAGGAAGAGGCUCAGCAUCGCGCUGGAGCUGGUGGACAACCCGCCGGUAAUGUUCCUGGACGAGCCAACCACCGGUCUCGAUUCCCAGUCCUCCUAUCAGUGCAUCAGGUUAUUGCACAGCCUGGCCAAGGCGGGCAGAACCAUCGUAUGCACGAUCCAUCAGCCCAGCGCGGCUGUCUACGAAAUGUUCGACAACGUUUACUUCCUGGCGGAGGGCAGGUGCAUGUACGACGGCGCGACCAAGAACACGAUCAGCUAUUUGGCUAAAAUCGGGCUACAGUGCCCCAAGUACCACAAUCCGGCCGACUACAUACUGGAAGUGAUCAGCAAGGAGUACGGAGACUACAACGACCAGCUGUUCAAGCUGGCGAACAGCAACGAGCGAUCCUGGCGAUCGAACACGUCGCAGACCCUGAAGAAAAAGACUGUCGCCAACUGCAAAAACGAGAGCAAGGCGACGGUGCUGAUCAAGCCUCCGUCGGAGAUGGAGCGGUUCUUCGUGCUGAUGCAUCGUUGCAUGGUCCAACUCUUCAGGGACUGGACGGUCACCCAUUUGAAGCUGUUGCUUCAUCUCGUGGUUGGUAUCCUGCUGGGCGUGUUGUACACAGACGCUGGCAAGGACGGCGGCAAGACUAUCAGUAACGUUGGGUUCUUCGUGGUUACCUCCGUUUACCUGUGCUACACGAGCAUGAUGCCAGCCGUGCUCAAGUUCCCUUCGGAGUUCUCGACGCUGAAGAAGGAGAGGUUCAACAACUGGUACCAGCUGAGGACGUACUACGCAGCGUCCGUCAUUUGCAGCGUACCUAUGCAGAUGUUGUACGCGAUCGUCUACAGUUCACCUUCUUACUUCCUGAGCGAUCAACCCGCGGACACCAACAGGUUCCUCAUGUUUCUGGCCGUGGCGAUCCUGACCACUCUGAUAGCGGAAAGUUUCGGCAUUCUGAUAGGGACUCUGCUCAAUCCUGUCAAUGGAACCUUCAUGGCGUCCAUCAUCACGUGUGCUAUGUUGGUUCUGACCGGGUUCCUGGCCCUGUACAGCCAUAUACCGAUUAUACUCUAUUAUGCCAGCUAUCUGAGCUAUUUGAAGUACUCGGUGCACGCGUUCGUGCACACGAUAUACGGAUUCAACCGCGAAAAGAUGCCCUGCUCGAAGAGCUACUGCCACUACAGGAUGCCAGAAAUGAUCAUGACAGACCUGUCCAUGAUGGAUGGCAAAUAUUGGAUAGACAUCGUUCUACUGUUGUGCAACUACGUGUUCUUCAGGUUCGCAGCGUACUGCACACUCAAGAAGAAGCUCUCCUCGGCCUGAGAGGCCAUUGGUCGCUGUUCGUAGACAGAAAAUUUAAACGCUGUCGUCAUGAAGGCAGUGAGGUGAUUUCGCGUGUGGUUACGACAAUUGUUACGAAAUGCCAACGUGGUUUAGGAAAAAAGUAUCGUGUGAUCGUGCUAAUAACAAGCCCUAUCGAUGGAAAUGCUAAUUCCCAUGAAAGCAACUUCCUGUCAUUGUUCUGUGAACGAGUACUCAUUUAUUAUUCGCUGUUUUGUACUUGAUACGAAUCUCUAUUAAAACGGUUCCCAAUAAACGUGCAGUGUCUUCUCCCGUUUUCACGAACAUUUUAAAGUAUGAACAUUUUUUGAGGGGAUACGAAAUUGUUGGACAACGUCAGGAAUAUCAACAUGGUUAAAGGUUAAAUGCGAUUUCGCAGAAUUCGCUAUGCAGUUCCCUAAUCGUAUGUUGCGAACGUUGAACUCGCGCAUUGCACAUCGUGUCACUGUAAAUGAGAGAGAAAAAGGUAAAUUCGAUGAACGUUCGUCGAAGUACGCUGCUCAAAACAGUUGGGGAUCGCUAAAUUUAAAUGACUAUCUGGAAUCGAUAAUCGAUUUUCAGGCAAUGUUACUGCACACGUUCGAGACUAAUUAAUUAAAAUUCGAUGAUCUAUAAGGUGACUAAAACGUCUGAGCGUUCGGUAUUUAUUUUACUCACUGUACAUUUUUAUCGCAUGGAAGGAAGCUAGUAAUUUACAUUUUAUAUACACUGUCACAGAAGUCGUGUAAUACUAUGUAAGAAAUUAAAGUGAUAUGGCUGGGAUAUUUUUUGUACAAUUUUUUGUGACAUUCUAUUUUUUAUUUACUAUUGUAUUUUAAUAUACAGGAUAUUAGGGAUUAUUUAUCAAACAAUUUGGUUUCGAACAAGUACAGAUUAAGACGAAGGCUUGGCCUCGGAUCUCACGUUUCAAGGAGCCUCCUUUUACCAAAUUUAAUUUUUUUUAAACAAAAUGAAUUUUGGAAAUGAUAUAUUUUCAAUUAAAUAGAAAUAACAGCCUCACAUCUUACCAAAUAAUUGCAAAGUGACUUUUUAAAUUACAAAUUGAAAAUAAAUAUGUUCGGAUAGGUAUGAAUGAGAUUAAGCGUGAAUUUUUGAAAAAUAGUACAAACUUACUCGAAUAAAUUGUAACUGUUCAACUGGAUGAUGAGUUUUUGCGUGCUUACUUUGACAAUAAUGUAAUA